This is a messenger RNA of Lachancea thermotolerans CBS 6340, 936 nucleotides long. It is a transcript of the gene FUB1, whose product is annotated as Fub1p. Lineage: Eukaryota; Fungi; Ascomycota; Saccharomycetes; Saccharomycetales; Saccharomycetaceae. The coding region runs from base 1 to 936 and encodes 311 amino acids. The record is from RefSeq and is a predicted model, not a curated record. The transcript has a single exon.
AUGGCCCAGCAAACUGAUCAUAAAAAGGUCGAAAAUAAGCUAGACUUAGUAGCACAUCUCUUUUUAAUCUACUUGAGCCAUUCUUCGCUUUUAGCAGACAAUGUUAACGUUCAAGUUAAGGAUAUCGGCAAAAAGAACAUCGAGUUUCACAUUAAUGUUGAUGCCGAGAGCGCGAUUGCAAAACUGAACCUUGAGAGCUGCAAUGGACCUCUCGAAGUUAUUGUUAUGGAUAUGAGCGGUGGGGAAAAAUGUAUGAUUAGCUUAUGUUACCAAGAGCAGGCACUAAAACAGGGGAUAUUCAACUACUCGAGAGAACUCGUACCCGAUGCAGACAAGAUAGUAUUUCCAUUGGAAAAGUCACAAGUUGUCGACUACUACACUGAACUGGUAGAUUGGAACCUGGACGUCAAGUUCCGCUUGAAAGACCAGCCAAGCCAAAAGCCAUCGCACCUCCGGGAAAAUGAAGGUAAUUCGUCUCCGUCAGCAGUGCAUGAGAAGCUAGAACACCUCAAGUUUGGCAACCCUCCCGUUCCUUCAAGCCACUCGCAUUCAAGGAAUCCUUACACAGAUAUUCCAGGUUUCGAAGAUGAGUACGAAAUCCAGCAACAGCCAGGAAUCCCUGUCACAGGCGCAUUUGGUGUACCAGGCCUCGCCGCCCCGGGGCCUAGCGCUGGUUACGGCGAUCAAGACCUAUACCCUGGAGGCCAAAAGUAUCCGAACUUACAAGAUCCAUCAUCGCGGUUCCCUGCUGCGCAGCGCCAGCCAGGCCAAGGAGGCAUGGUUUUUGAUCCGUUCCGCACUGGUCAGGGCGACCCGCGCUCUAAUCCACUGCGAGGCGAAGGGCCCACAGGACCAACGCCUCCAUUCCCGGGUGCUCGGUUCGAUGAUCCAUUCGGAAGGACGUCGCAACAGGGAGGGGGCGGCGGCUUCAUUUAG